UCUCUCUCUGUCUCUGUUAUUCUGUUUCCCAUUUUCUCUCUGUAUCACUUCAUCUUUUUAUUUUUGCCUUCCUAUUUCAUUACCUUCUGUUUCCUAUCUCUGUCCCAAGGUAAUGUUCCUGCAGAUGUGAGUGAAUCAUAAAACCCUCCACAAACCCUUCACUAGACUCCCAAAAAAACUGGAGGAGUUACUAUAUUGAUUUUCUGACUGCACCCCCAUACUGGCAGAUUGUGCCUCCCAGUCGUGCAGCCCCCCCCGCCCCAAUCCCAAUCAACUGCUCCCAGAACCCUGUAGCCUCCAUACAGAAUGUUCUCUUCCAAUUUCCUGGGUGGGGGGAACCCUCUGAGUGCCAUGUCGUCUGCGGUGAACAAGUUUAGCCUGUUCGGUGACGAGACUGAGGAAGGAAAGGAAAAGCAGCAGCAGGGGCCUCUGAAGCAGAAAAUUCCUGAACAGCAUGGAAAUGGACAGCCUGUGUCACAAGGAUCUCAAAAACACAGCACAGAGAAGCCACCAGGAGGGCGUAUGGAUGAUCCUCAACAGCAAGGAAUAGGUAGGGGGCUGGCCCAGCAUCCAUUGUCAGGAAGAGGUAGCCCUCAACAACAAAGAGCUGGUAGAGGAGGACCUCAUCAUCAGGGGGUGGGAAGGGGAAAAUCUCCACAGCGUGAAACAGGCAGGGGUGGACCUCUGCAACAAGACCCUACAGGACCUGGGACUCACCAAGUGGAAAUAACUGCAGCAUCUGCUGCAGGCAUGGAGUCACUCUGUCCAAUCUGUAAAAACACAAAAUUCAAUUUUCAGUCUAAGGAACCACCCAACCAUAACACCUGUACACAAUGUAAAUCUGUUGUCUGCAGCAUGUGUGGCUUUAGUCCUCCAGAUGCAGCUGUGAGCUAA
Molecule: messenger RNA, 894 nt
Organism: Ictalurus punctatus (channel catfish)
Lineage: Eukaryota; Metazoa; Chordata; Actinopteri; Siluriformes; Ictaluridae
Product: protein piccolo-like
Exons: 2
Coding region: 307-894 (195 amino acids)
Cellular component (GO): synapse
Molecular function (GO): metal ion binding
Source: RefSeq, a predicted model, not a curated record